Dromaius novaehollandiae (emu) is the source of this 8943-nucleotide messenger RNA. RefSeq names its product regulating synaptic membrane exocytosis 4 (gene RIMS4). The coding region runs from base 209 to 1021 and encodes 270 amino acids. Gene Ontology annotation, biological process: regulation of synaptic vesicle exocytosis; positive regulation of synaptic transmission; calcium ion-regulated exocytosis of neurotransmitter. NCBI's taxonomy places the organism in Eukaryota, Metazoa, Chordata, Aves, Casuariiformes, Dromaiidae. The record is from RefSeq and is a predicted model, not a curated record. Gene Ontology annotation, cellular component: presynaptic membrane; cytoskeleton of presynaptic active zone. The transcript is spliced from 6 exons. Gene Ontology annotation, molecular function: transmembrane transporter binding; small GTPase binding.
GCGCCGGCAGCAGGUGGCUCCGCACCGGCGGCUCCGCACAGGCGCCGCGCUCCCGGCCCGCACCGCCCCGCGCCGCCUCGCCGCGGCCCCCGCCGCAGCCAAGACGCCGCGGGCCGUGCUCCGCGUGAAGAAUGGGGCGGCGAAGCUGGCCAAGCCGCCGGCGGCGGCGGCGGAGGCCCCCGGCAGCGCCCCCGGGCCCGGGCUCUUCAUGGAGCGGUCGCAGAGCCGCCUCAGCCUCUCCGCCUCCUUCGAGGCCCUGGCCAUCUACUUCCCCUGCAUGAACAGCUUCGACGAGGAGGACGCGGAUGGGGAUGGUCGGAGACUCAAAGGAGCCAUCCAAAGGAGCACAGAAACUGGACUAGCUGUUGAGAUGCCCAGCCGGACUGUCCGUCAAGCUAGCCAUGAAUCCAUUGAGGACAGCAUGAACAGCUACGGAUCAGAGGGAAACUUGAAUUUCAGUGGAGUCCAUCUGGCAUCUGCUGGGCAGUUUAGCGACUUCCUGGGGAGCAUGGGCCCUGCACAAUUUGUUGGGCGUCAGACCUUGGCCACCACCUCGAUGGGGGAUGUGGAAAUUGGCUUACAAGAGCGAAAUGGGCAGCUAGAAGUGGAUAUCAUUCAGGCCCGAGGACUGACGCCAAAACCCGGCUCCAAAACACUGCCAGCUGCUUACAUCAAAGCUUACCUGCUAGAGAAUGGCGUGUGCAUUGCGAAAAAGAAGACAAAAGUGGCUCGCAAAUCACUAGACCCUUUGUACAAUCAGGUGUUACUCUUUGCUGAGAGCCCCCAGGGCAAAGUAUUACAGGUGAUAGUCUGGGGAAACUACGGACGCAUGGAGCGCAAGCACUUCAUGGGAGUCGCCAGGGUGCUCCUGGAAGAACUGGAUUUGUCAACUUUAGCAAUUGGCUGGUACAAGCUCUUCCCAACCUCCUCGAUGGUGGAUCCCACUACAGGCCCGCUCCUGCGUCAGUCCUCACAGCUUUCCUUGGAGAGCACGGUGGGACCCUGCUGUGACAGGUCUUAGUGAGUAAGGAAGGGGGAACUGCUUUUGUUUUUUAAACAUGCUGUCAAGGUUUUGUUUGCUGGAACUCUGACCUCAAGCGCAAUGCAUGUUCAAUCAGUUCUUGUGGAGCUGGAAGAGGAGGAUAAACCAGUGACCUUAGACAGAAGACAAGGGGGAGGGCGCUGUACCCUCUCCAUCCGAGGAGGAGGUGCCGUGGGGCAUGAGUCCUAGUUGUCAAAUUAGACGUACACCUCUUGUUUCACUUCUCUCACUGUCAUUCUCGGAUCCUUGUUUCAGAUCAGUAUUAAUCUUGGAAAGUUGCAGCAUUUUGAAGGAUUUGGGGGGGGUAAGGAAGGUAUUUUUUCUUAACUUUGUAUCUUACAAGUUUCUAAUGCAGAUUCCUUCUGGUAGCACUUGAAAAAUUCAGACGCCAAUGUCUGACCUAAAAAGAACAGGAGCGGAAAGCUUAAGAGAAAGCCUAAUGUUUUUAUAAGAUCUUUGUUCUUGAAAGAAAAAAAGAAAAAGAAAGAAACCUGCAACUCUUUCUCUAGUAUAAAUCCACACCACUGAAUCAUGUUAACUGUAAAACUGUUGUUGCUGUGUUUUCAAACUGUGCCAAAUUACCAGCAAGUGUCUUUACUGCAUUACUUGUCUAACACUGCUGAUGAAGCAUACUUGGUGGGAGAAUAAGUAGAGCCUACUUAGACCAGGCAGUUUGAGCAGAGUUUGAGUUUAGCAGGCUAAUUAGCUGCAAUCUUACUCAGAAAAAAAAUACUAGAAGUGGGAGUUGAACAUCAGAUUUGCAGUUUGAGAUGAGAUUUAUAUUGUCAGAUACAACGUUCUGCGAUUUACUGACUCCCUUUCUUGUCGCUGUGCAUCCUUCAGUCGCGAUGUCUUUAUCUCCUGCUUUUCAUCCAUCUCCUUUGUACCGGUACAUAUCUUCUGGAGAUGCUGCCCUUCCUGUUGUGCUAUGGACUGAAACGGGACUGUUGUACUCUGCUAGGAAGGGAGAUUGAGAUUUCUGGGGGUGCAGGAGAGAGAAACCUCUGUUUUUCAUCUGACAAGAGGGUGCUGGAGAGCAUAUAACCUUCCUUGCGGAAAGCAAAGGAGGUUGCUUUAGUUCUCAGUAGUACCAGCAUUGUCAAGUGUCCUGAAAGAGGAGAAGCUAUCCCCAAAGUAUGGCGUGGUAGUGGUUGAGGAAUCAGAAGACACGAUGGUCACAGCAUGUAUAUUUUAUUAAUUUAAGUGCAACACUAACUGUAAACAAGUCGUGUCUAUUAACCCAGUAAAGCACGUUCUCUGAGCUGCCAGGCUGUGGCGGCUGUUGUCAACAGAGUCACGUGCUGAAUUCUUCAAACGGUUAAAACCUUUUGGUUGAAAACACUUAUUAUCCAAAAUAAUGGUGAAUCUUCAAAGAUUCCCUGUCGAUAGGCCUUUUCUGCUAGAUUUUGUCAUAAUUUUUAAUGAGGAUUCAAUAGCUGCUGUCUCAAAAUAGGCUUUUGGGGAUGUUUUACUUAGUGAUUUAAAAGUCAAGGUCCAAUGUCGCAUUUAGGAGUUAGCAGAUUCUUGACCUAUCAUUGAGGUAUACCAAACACUUGUUUCUGCGUGUGGACCUCAGCUUUGUUAGAAUAAAAGCAUGAGUGUGAGUGGAUGGUAGAAGUUGCUUUUGGUCCUAGCUUGUCUAUGCCAUCUUAAAUUAUUCUGAGAUAAAUUACAGGAUAGAUACAAAUAUAAUAGGCCUUAUAAUAGUCUCUGUAAAAAAUGGUCUAAUAUAAAGGGGAGGAAGGGAGGAAAAGGGACAUAGAAUGAAGAUUUUUUAGAGUCUUAAAUGGCAAAAGCUUCAACAUUUCAGUUAAAUCUCUUAAUUUCCUUGAUCAAAUAUGUCUCUGGCCUCUCACUAAUUAUUUUUUCUAAUCGUAUUAGACAGUUUCUAUAUAUUAACUGAAGAAAGUUUGUUGCAUGCUGGUCAAACUAUGUUGUGGCUCUUUUUUCUUUAAAGAAAAGCACAUUUACUGUAAUUCAAGUCAGCAUCUUUUCCUCUUGGUAUGUAGUGAGUACUAGGCAAUAUUGUACAAUACGUGUAUGAACUAGAAUAGAUUAGGUAGAUUUAGUGGUUUGUAGCACUGGAUCUUUUAAUAACUAUGUCUUUAAAAGGACUGUGGGGAACUACAGAUACAUUCCAAACCUGGUAACUGAGUAACAGGGGUUCUGUCUUAAGUUAUGUUAAAACUUUAUAUUGGUAUUUUGUUUGGAUGUUAUCUACCUAUAAUAUCUAGUUAAUCAUGUUUUUCCUAUGUCCAAUAAUACGAAUACAACAUUUUUACAGUCUUUAAUGGGGAGGAGGAGACUAUACAUGCCAAAAAAAUUCCCCCAGAAAACUUCCUUUCAUGACUAUUGAAAAGCUAAGUUCCUCUAUGCCUGGCAAAUGUAGUGUAUCUUUUUGCGUCCUACCCCUCCAAAAUCUCUGCAAGCUUGAACAUGAUCGGUUUAGUUCAAAUAAGACUAUUUAACAUUGAGGACUAUCUUCUGUAUGUUUUUAGUCCCACUCAAAGGUCAUUGUCAGGUUAAAAAAGGUUAUGCUGCUACUUGGGUUGUUUUCAAGUUCUGGAAUUUGGAGGCAGUUUUGACAGUCUGCUCUUGUGCUGUUUUCUUCUGCCUUUUUUGCCUGGUGGUUGUAGCCCAGUGAUUGGCACUUUUGGUUCUAGUCAUCCCCGUGUCCUGUUUUUCUGCAGUAAGUGCACGUUGCAACCUCUGGGUACCAUGCGGAGCAAAGUCGCUCACACUGGCAAGCCUGGGUGAUGGUCCUUCACGAACCAGGAGCGCUGCGCGGUGUGAGGCCAGUGACGUUUCACUAUAUUGUCCGGUCUAAAUUCUUACUUCAUUCGUUCCCAUGAUUCCUGCACCAACCGUGGCAAAUUAUAGUUAAAAAAAAAAAAAAAAAAGGAGGAAGUCUUCUAGCUCUCCAUCAGUUUAAAGACUCCCAGGUAGCAUCCAAGGCAGGUCUCAGGCUUGGAAAAGCUUCUAUUUGUAAAAUCUAACCUUUUUUUCAUAAAUUUGACUUGCCAGUUUCUGUCUAAGGUGAUCUGAUGAUUAUUUUGAUUGCCAGCGUGGUCGUGUAAAAAGUAGCAUUUGCUAAGUGAUGAGCAGCUGAAAACUAAACUUUGGUCCCCUUUAGAAGUCCCGAGUUUUUUCUUGCGUCUGAACCUAGCUGUUAUUUAUAAUCAGGGAGGGGGAGAGAGAGGCAGAGCAGGAGACUUAAAAAAAGAACAUGGCAAUAUAUUUGGUCUGUGAGUGAUGAUGAGGAAUGAGGCUGAGGACAGAUGAACAUCUGCCCGGCUCAGGGUGGAUUCCCUCUUCUCUGUGCAUGAAAUACUACACUUUAGUAGCGGUGGGAGGAUUGCUUGCAGAAGAAAUGGAGAGCUGGGCCUUAAAUGUUCAUUACUGUGCUGCGGAAAGCGAGGCAGUCCUGCUGCUGCGUCACCGCGAGCAGGACGGUCCCUCCCCGGUGGGAUUUGCGGGCACGCAAGGAGAGCAGAAAACCUUCGGGCGAAAACGCGCUGCUUUCCCAGUCUCCUGGUGCUGCUUCCCCUUGGCCCCGUCGCAGCUGGGCGGCCGCAGAGACAGCGCGAGGUCCUCGUCCCGCGGCCGCUCCUGGAGCCCGGGGCAGCCCCUCCGCUCUGCUGCCGCGAGUUAGCCGAGCGCAUCCCCACUUCUUGGCCGUGGAUUGUUUCCCAGAAUAUUGCAGAGUUAUUUGUGUAGCGAUAUAUAUUUAAUGUUUCUAGCUACUGGAUCCUUUAUCAACGUACUGUUCUAAAUUUGCAGGUCUUCUGGAGUCAGAAUAUCACAAGUUCCUGUGCAGGAGCUAUUUUUAAGAUGUUGAGGCAGUUAACAGAAUCUCAACCUAAGCAUGUUUAGUAAUGUCUAGACAGCAAGACAACUUUUUUAUGAAACUCAUUUUAAGUUAGUUUAUUACAUGCUGUUAGUAAUAUUUUAAAACGGGAAAAAUAUUUUUCUUUAAAGACAAAAUGAUGUAUGUUUUUUAACAGAUAACAUAAUUUAGUGUUUUCAAAAAUGUUUAAUGUUCUUGGUAUGAAGUUUACUCAUUCUUUUCAUUUAUAUGUUCCUUGUUAUAUUUUAUCAACUUUUUUCCAAAAGAAAAGAGGCAUAUGUAAAUAAACACCAGAAAAGAGUCCUAUAGGAAGCUCUGUUCAAACUGACCAUAAAAUUAUUAAUAAAUAUUUGUUAUUGUUCAUUGAAUCUCAGCUACUAAUCAAGCCUUUGUUGAAAAAAAUUGAUGUUGUAUUUUCAAGAUGAAAACUACUUAGCUAGUUUUGUCAUAAUCCUGUACUCUGUAUAAAAAUCUUUUUAUAAAGAAAGUCUAAUAGGCUAACAAGCAAUAAUAUAUUCCAUUUGGUGUGCACAGAUUGUGACUUGCAGGCUGUAGUACAUAUUGUUGAUACAGUUUAUAAUUGUCUUUAAUCUCAAUGACAUCACUUUUGAAACAGAUCCAUAUUAACUUUGAAAUGAUUGUAAAAAUGGAGAUUGGGCUGUCGCCGUGUAAGAAAUACUCAUCAUAUAAGCUUCUUCUCUGUGAGCAUUGAUGCCCAUUGACAUGAAACCUCUCUUAGGUGAAGAAUGAAACAGCUGUAGGUGACUUCAUACUACAGAGUUAAAAUAGUUUCGAUAUAAACUUCAUGACUGUUUCAAUCUCCCUGUUUUUCUUAGGCUAUUUAGUAUUUGUAACUCAAUGCGAAUGUUUCCCACUGCCACUGUAGCCCUGAUAAAGCAAAAAAGCCUUUGCAUUGUGGGGCUGCACGAGUUCUGCCUGAUCGCUGCCUGUGUUCCUCAGGAGACCAGGGGCAAGCUAAAGGGCAUUUUUUCAGAGCCAGCAGGUUGAGCUGCUCGUCUCAAGGCUUUGUGGGUUAUUUUGUCCACUUCGUGGAUGGUAUUUAUCCAUUUCAUUGGAAAAUUCCACCCAAGGUAGAGCGAGAACGCACCUUCGCAAAGUAUAACGUGGGACUAAUGUGUAAAACAGGCUGUUCUGGACCAUCCGUCAGAAAGUUAGUUAAUGCUGGCCUCAUCUAAAGACUUUUCCAAAACGGCAGGAUCAAGAUACCAGAUUUUAAGUCAGCUCCAUCAUUAAUGCAGUACAUAAAAAUAAAACAGCUUCAGAACAGCAUCCCAGUUCAUUGCCUGUGGAUUUCUCAUACUGUUUCCCAUGGUUGGCUCUCAAGACUGCCAGUCUGCUGGCCAUGCAGACAGUGGAGUCACUGGCCAAGCGCUGACAGAAGCCCAGAUGAACAGUGAAACAAUAACUCAUGGUUGUUUGUGAAAUGCUUUGAGAAUAAAAAGAGCUAUGUAAAUGCAAAGUGCUGUUGGUAUAUAAUUCCAGGAAAACACAUUAUAGCAUCUUUAAUAAUGCAAAGGGACAUAUUUAGAUCUGGAGUGAGCAUCUAAAAUGAAAUUGCAGCUACUGAGUUUGAGCCAAAUAUUUGGAAAGGGAGAAUUAGUGAAACUCUUUUCAUAGUUACCCUUGUGCACACCUGCCAAUGUGUACAUUUUUGUGGGUGUCCACAUGUGUGUGCCUGUAUGACUAUAUAGGGGCACCCACCACAAAAUACUGCUUUGGAAAAUGCCAGGUUUCCUUAGGGAGGUGAAAUCCCCCCUGAAAGGGUUGCUUGCUUGUGCAGGCAGUGCCUCAUUCCCUUGUACAAGCACUUUGCCCGCUGAAGACCGCCAGCCGGGACGGCCACUGCCUAUGGGACGCUUUUGAACCGUGGCACGGCAAAGCGACCCCAUGCUGCCCUCGGGGCACCGGUCCCACGACACCGGGCUGGUGCAGCGCCGUUACCCGCGGCGCCCGGCGUGCCUCCGGCAGUCUGCCUGGCUGCUGAACGCUUCCCAGCAUCGCACGUUGCAGUGGGGCUGCCAGUGAGACAAGUCCCAGGAGAGUUUGCAGGUACUCUCAGAAUGGGGCUAAUGAGUCUUAAACUUGCACUGGCCAGAGUCCUCUCCACUCAGGGACCUGUGUCAGAGGCAGCUGCAGUUCCUCCCCAGCCCCAGCUGCUCCCCGGAGCGGCAGCAUUGGCCUCUUUCCCGGGGAGCCUCGAGCAGUUCCCAUAGCGUAGGCGCCCUCCUGCCCGCCCGCCCUCCCUCCGCGGCCGUGGCUGGCUGCCUGGCGGAGGGGGCACCCCCAGGAGAGGUUCUCGUAGCAUUUGGUUCUUUGCACUUUAGCAGCUGAAGCUGAGACGGAGCCAGCACCACCCUUUAUAGAGCACCAGCAGAGAGAGGCGCAGACCCGACGGUUAUCCUUUCGUGGCUUCCCUGCAGCUGAAACGGCAGCCGAAGCUGCUGGCCGCCGCUCUGCCGGGUCAGUACGCAGCCCCUGCCGUUGCGCUGCAUGCCGGGCAUCUCGUGUGGCCUUGGGACACCUUUGCUUGGGAAGCAGAGGGCUUGCGCGUGGGCAGCGAGGACCUGCGGGCCCGAGGCAGGAAUCAAGGCACCUUGUUUGCCGAAGCCAAGCCCAUGGGCUUUCCAGGGGCCAGGGGGUUGAGUUGCUUAGGCACGGCAAAAUCCGAGCGCUGCCCAGUGGGGGCUCCAAAUCCCACUGAACCCCAGCCUGGAUCUUCAAAAUCUUGCAGCAGUUCCCCCCCGGGCUGUGAUUCUUUACCCAGUGCUGCUCACUGGUCUCUGCUUUGAUGACUCCGUCUCCUGGACCUGGAGUCUUUUUGGCGAUACUUUGAGGAAGGAAGAAGAGUGAGUUUUGGAGGGUGAAUAAAAGCCCAGGAGUGUGGACAUGUCUGUCCCGUCAGCCAGGGGCAGGUGUCCCGUGGAGCCACUUUUUGCUUCUCAUGUCAGAGGGGAAGCCCUGGGGACCGCGCGGUCGUGCCGCUGCACCCCGUGGGGUGGCCCUCCUCCUCCCCGGGCAGGGUGGAGAGCGGGGCCACCCCGCCGCCGGGGCGAGGGCGGCAGCCAGGUCCCCACCGCACGCGGAGAGGCCGUCUUGGGGGUGCGGCGCCUCGCUCUGCGGCCCCCCAGCACAGCACUGCCAUGGUCUGCCACGUGCUUAGCAUGCACGUGGCCUGGCCACGUUUCGUGGCAGCCCUGAACUCAGAUUAGUGGGGGUCCGUCCGUUCCUGUCACCACUAGGGACCGAGGAGUCUUCUGCAAGGCCUUGGCAGCCUGCACAGGCUUGCACCCCAUCCAGGUGGUCAGGAGAUGGAGCCGGGGCAGGGAGGAGCGCGAGCCCUCUGUGAGCCUGGCACCAGAUUCCCUUCGCUUUCCUCUGUGUCCGCUCUCCUAAAUGGCUUUUCCCUUCUCUCUUGAUACGAGGCCUUAUUCCAAGCCGAGGCGCCGGAGGCUGCCACAGCACCUCCGUCCCCGCUGCCGCGGGCACCCGGGCCGGGCCGCAGAGCCGGCCUCUGCGCCGGGCCGAGCCGCCGUCCCACACGCACGGUAGGGAAAUCCGCUCUCCUGCGGUUUAGCCUCCUUUUUACUUUACCAGCCGCUCCACGAAGACGUGUGGCUUUGCAGGGGCACCGCGUGGUUCCUACCUCUCCUCUUGCCUUGCCGCAGGGGCGGGUGCACCCGAUCUGCUAAUUUGGGCUUCUGCAACCUUCUGCGCAGCCUCUGGGGGUUUUCACCCGAGGUGACGAGCUCUGCGGCCGUGGGGCGUGAGGGGACACAGGCAAUGGAGCGGGGCAGGCGCUGGGCGCCGCGAGGUGCGUGGGCUGCCUUGGGUGGAAGCUGCGGCGGCGGCACGUGCCGCUGGCCGUGCAUCCCGCUGCCUGCGCGGCUCCGGCUAGGAGAGGGUUCGGCUGUACUUUUUUUCCUGUCUGUAGGUUUUAUUGAGACGAUAUGUAACGAUCGAGUGAUUGACGAUUCAGUGUUAAGCUAAUGAAAACGUUGAUAAUGGUGAUAAUAAAAACGUUUUUUUUCCUACA